Anopheles coustani is the source of this 2155-nucleotide messenger RNA. RefSeq names its product EGFR adapter protein-like. The transcript is spliced from 3 exons. NCBI's taxonomy places the organism in Eukaryota, Metazoa, Arthropoda, Insecta, Diptera, Culicidae. The record is from RefSeq and is a predicted model, not a curated record. Bases 6 to 1112 code for a protein of 368 amino acids.
ACAAGAUGAACUGCACCGCCAUCAACAGCAACCAGAUUGAAACGACACCGAACAACCAUCCCCGGCUGAUGGGGGGUAUGGCCACGGCGACCCCACUCUCCAGCAACGCAUCCCGCACGGCAAAGGCUACCAUCUGUGGUGGACCGAACGGACCGUCGGGUCCAACCGGAGGCGGAGGAUCCAUCGGGACGACCGUGUUCUUCCACCGCACCACCAACAACCUGCUUGAUGUGCCACGUACCGCCAACAGCUCCGAGGAAGAAAACUCCCCAACGGAACUAAACACCUGCCGCAAGCUAACCGAGAAGCCCCCGUUGGUGAAACGACUAACGAUGGGUAUCCUCCGGACGGCCGAGGACAGCAGACCGCUGGUGCACAGCUCGUCCUCACCCUCGAGCUCAUCCAGCUCUUCACAGACGAUCUCCGAUGGGUACGUGAACGAAGGUAUCUGCGCCGACACGGCCGAAACAUCCCUCUCCACCACCGUGUUUACCACCAGCAAGAUCUCCGCCCCGAACGGAACGUCUCCUAGCAUGUCAAUCCCAACGACCACAACGACGACGGCGAUGGGCGUGACGAGUCGAAACCCGCUCUCGCCGGGAACGUCUUUCGGCCACGGUUCCAUCCUGCACGAUGUCGGCGGACCACGGUACAAUCACACGGCAACGACGCUACUCUACCCGCCGGCCGUUCCCAUCCGGAACGACAGUCUCAGCCUCAAGGAGCAGCACGAGCUGAAGGGUGCACCCUGGUUCCAGGCGGGCAUACCGCGCGAAAUUUCCCUCGAAGUCCUAUCGCGCCAGAAUCCGGGCGCAUUUCUCGUACGCCAGAGCACGACAAAGCCGGGCUGUUUCGCGCUCUCACUUCGUGUUCCACCGCCGGCACCCAAAGUAGCGCACUACCUAAUACUGAGGACGAUACGGGGGUACAAGAUUAAGGGCUUCACGAAGGAAUUCACCUCACUCCGGGCGCUCAUCACACAUCAUUCCGUUAUGCCGGAGUUGCUUCCGGUUCCGCUAGCGUUGCCACGACCACCACAGAUCGUCCACCGUCAGGAGGACCCGGAGACGUACGGUUCGCUGAACGACUUCCAGAACAUGAUCACCGAGUAGUAGGGAUUGUUCUUUCCUGAGUUAAGACCACAACACGAUCGCAAUCUGUUCCUGAUUAUUGUUUAUAACGAUCAAAGCUAGGACGCCGGCGAGUAAGACGAUCGCUUCUAUUUAUUUAAUCUACCGUUAACGGGUUUCUGAUUCUGUUCAGAUAAAUUUGUUCACUACUAGCAGAAAAGGGAAACUUGCUUUUCGUUCAAAACGUACCUUGACGAUUGGAUUAAAAUGGUUUUUCGUAAGGAUCAGCUAUAAAGGUAUCGAAAUACUCGUACAAGAAGUUCAGAAAAAAACACUUGGAGAACACGUGUUUGGAUGCUGUUUUCGUAGAUAUGAUUUUCCUAUGAAAUGCUCUGGAAAGCAUACUCGUGUGUAAACUAAUCCAGAAAAAAUAGGGGAAAAAUGAUAUUAAGUAAUGAUAGCGAAAUAUCGGAACAUCGUUGCAGAGGGUCAAAGAUCGGGAACUGAUCGUUCGAUGUGCGAGCAAAUGUAUAGAAACAAAAUUUCACACUAGUCAGUGCUCUUGAAAAAGCAGCUUAAAAACACACUCAACAACUGCUUUAACGGAAUGAGAAGAAGGGGAAAAAAUAAACGGCGAACAAAUUACAAAGGUAAACCUUGUGAUGGAAAUAAAGAAAAACGAAAGGGCAAGUUUAGAUAAAAUAUACAUCAUUGAUAAAAAUAACAGAGGAUCAUUUGAACAACAAGUCAAACCGCGUCGCUGUAGAACGUUUGAUGAAACAAUUAAAUUGGUAAAACAUACAAGUUUAAUCAAAUGUAAUAACAAUUCAAAUCUAAACAAAAAACACCAGCAAAACAAUUAAUAAUGUGAAGGAAAAUACCAAAAACUUAACCGACCGGACAGUAACCGGUAGGACGAGUACAUUGUAUUAUUUAAAGUGUAGUUUAAUUUCUCUAUAGUAACGAUCGUAGUAAGCUUCAAUUUUCUAAGUAGAGAAUUCGUUCAAUUCAGCAUCGUUGAUAUGACGAUUUCGAGUUGUUUGAUCCUUUUUGAAAUUCUUGAGUACGUCGCGUUUUGCUUCCGC